UUUCUACUCGGUCAACAUCCUACCUCGCAUCGCUUCAUCUCACCACUCGUAUUCGGCUCAGCCAUGGCGGCUGCCGGACCGGCCAUUGCAGCAGCAGCAGCGGUCGAUGGCGGUGGAGUCAAUUCCUCUUCGACUGCUCCCGCCGCUUCUGCAGGUGGUGGUGGUGGUGCUGCUGCUACUUCAGCGGGCCACUCGUCGUCGACACCCGUUGUCGAAUGGGAGGACAAUGAGGUGGCUGCGUGGCUUGCAUCGCUCAACUUGUCAUCCCUCGCUGCGUCCUUUGCUGAGCAAGGCAUCGUAGGCGACGUACUCAUUCAGCUCGACAAUGACGCUCUCAAGGAUCUCGGCGUUGAUUCCGUGGGACAGAGAUUGGCUCUUCUUGGCGGCAUAUACAAGCUCAAGGAACAAUGGGGACUCGAGAUUGACCAGGGCGACUAUCGACCGCAGUCCGAAGAUAUCCCAACAAGUGGCGCAAGUGGCAACAGCGGCGUCGAAUUCCUCAACAUGACCGAUUCAUCAUCAACGUCUCCGGUCACUGUCGCCCAGCUCGUUGCCUGCCUCAAGCAGCGAGAUGAGCGCAUCAUUCGGCUCGAACAUGAGCUCAGACGGACGACAGUCUUUCUCGCCAAGUUCCAAUACGACUUCACAGGCGUCUGCCGCUACCAAGGCCUCAGAGCACCAACUACCGACUAUGCAUUCCAGCCAUUCGUGCCAGGCGCUCCCGGGUCAUUGUCUCUACCUGGACCUGGACGCAAGCUGAGCGCGGCCGGCGGCGGCGGGCUCACAUCGCCCCACGUCACUGGCUUGCCAAUACCGUCGCCUGCGAAUUCGCUGGCUUCGCUACCCCGAACGCAUGCCCAGGGAACGUCGGACUCGCACCACGAUGAUGCGGAGGAACGCAUUCGUACGCCUACUAGCGCUAAUGGGAUGGCUGAUCAUGGAGAGCCGCCGCUGUCACCUGCUGGGUCUGCCUCGCAGUCAGCCGGGCAUGCAACAGGUAGUGGUCUCGCGGCGGGAGGUGGCAUGGUAUCGAUGGACGCAUAUGCCGGCAGUGACAGCGCCCCUCUGCGAUCGCCUGCAAAGGCGCCAUCGACCGGAGGAGCCUCGACGCCUACCAGUGGCACUCAUCCUUCGUGGCUGCGAGCCGCGACACCCAAUUCGUCGAGUAGCGCUCAACCUUUAAGUGCCACUCGAAUGCGCGGUCCCGCUUCUCCUCCGCCCAGGCACGCAGGAAGAGCGUCACCGACGUCAGCUACGAUGAAAUCAGCGGCAGCCAGCUCUAGUGCAGGUCCUUCGGCGGGACAUAGCGCAGGCCCAUCGUCCGGCAGGUCAGCCAUCGCGCCAGCGACUGCAUCGACGUCUGGCACUACGCCCGCCUCGUCCGCCUCGUCCACAAAUCGCGACUUUGUCGGCACAGCCACAACGCUGGGUACGGGAGACAACCCCUACAAGUCCUUCCGCGUCACCCUCGAAGACCCCUGCUACAAGGUUUUGCCCGCUGCGCUGAAAAAGUACAAGAUCAACGACGAUUGGCGUCUCUACGCCCUCUUCAUCUGCUACGGAACCACAGAGCGCUGUCUCAGCUACGAUGAGAAGCCGUUGCUCCUCUUUCAGAAGCUCAAGGAGGCGAGGCAGAAUCCCGUCUUUAUGCUUAGGCAUAUACGCGAUGUCAAGUCUCCGAUUACGAUUGCCAAUGCAAAGGCUGCCGCGAGGCGAGGGAGCGCGACCGACAACAAGCCCGUAGCCUCAUCAUCUAAGGCACCCGCGUCGAGGAUCGUGAGCGGACAGGAAGCGGUAGCCUGGCAUGCCCCGGCUGGGAACACUGGCAGCGAUAUUCUUCUGACUGGGCCUGCAGCUCAGCUGCCCAAGGCACCCACAGAUGCCCGCACCUACGCCAUUGCCAUCUAUCCCUACGUUUGUGAGCGAGAUGACGAGUUUGACGUGAGCGUAGGCGACACCUUUGUCGUGCUAUCGAAGGCCAAGGGUUGGUGGGUGGUGCAGAGCGACUCGGAUGCCACAGGGCAAGGCGAUGUGCGGGAUGCAGCGCAGGCUGGUCUUCAAGAGAUCAAGUCAGGCUGGGUCCCUGCGGGCUGUCUCAUUGAGACGUCCAGGCCGCUCGCGCCGGUCUUUGCUGCAGCAGCGGCGGCCGAAGGAGAUGGAGGGACCGCGCGAGAGAAGAAGUCGUCUGCGCCUAUCCCACCUCACCUCAUCACGUCGACAUCCACGCCCGGGGUCAUGCUCAUGGACUACUCGUCGGCGCAUACGGCCGCAGCGAUCGCAUCCGCCUCGGUCAAGGACACAAAUGGCAGCUCCGGCGCUACCGCUGGAAGUAGUACGGGGGACUUGCUCACUCCUGGCAGCAGCAGCGCUGAGGGAGGUUCAGCCUCCCCGUCAGCCAUGGCGGCUCUGGGAGGCGACGUGGAGCUGAAGCGUGACCACCGACUACGCGUCUUCAAGCGAUACAAUCACUGGAGCUACGUGGUCAGUUUGGAGACGCAGGCCAGGCUGUGGGUACCCUCGUGGUUCAUCUCCAAGCCGCCCUCGUCGAGUAGCAGCGCAAAUGCUAGUAGCAGCGCGGGUACGACAGGUGGGAGUGGGAGCAGCGCGUUGAAAGCGAGUGGGCACAGCGGAGAAGGGUCAGGCGGCGGCGUUGGUGGAGGUGAAGGCGCGGGGCCAUCGUCAACGAGCGCAAAUGCGGGAUCUUCAGCUGCGGCGACAGACGAAGGCUACACUUGAAGGUCACUCAACAUCCACACUCUUUCCUUUUCCUUGUCAUCAUCAACUCUGUAUGUCUCUAUUGCCUUGCGUCGAAAUGCGACGGUUUGCAUACCCCAUCCCAU
Messenger RNA from Jaminaea rosea, 2840 nucleotides. RefSeq names its product RA-domain-containing protein. The transcript has a single exon. The record is from RefSeq and is a predicted model, not a curated record. The coding region runs from base 64 to 2736 and encodes 890 amino acids. Gene Ontology annotation, biological process: signal transduction. NCBI's taxonomy places the organism in Eukaryota, Fungi, Basidiomycota, Exobasidiomycetes, Microstromatales. Gene Ontology annotation, molecular function: protein binding.